Messenger RNA from Pieris macdunnoughi, 354 nucleotides. Lineage: Eukaryota; Metazoa; Arthropoda; Insecta; Lepidoptera; Pieridae. The record is from the annotation of a GenBank genome assembly.
AUGAAUAACACAGACACCAAUCCAAUCAUGAUUGGGGAAUCACCUAACAAAUUCACCAACAGUAACCUUCUGGACCCUUCUAGAAGCCAGAGAAGUCUGCUAAAGAACCUACUAGAAGACAGAGGAUAUGUAGAUCAUAGGAAACGUGUGUGUGAUAGUAAUAAAUUAGACAAUACUAGUGAAUAUAGUGUGAUUAGAAGAAUUGUUUGCCGGUGCUGGAGGUUUAAGACGUUGUUAUUGUUAAUGUUAGUGACGAUAUUCGUUGAUACGAGACUGCAUGUGGAGGCGAGAAGUGCAGUUGUGGACCAAUGUAUGGAAAAAGAUACUUUGAAGAACAACUUAGCGAACGGUUAA